AUGUCUUUCAAUUCAUCUACGUCGCGUUCACACGCCAAGUCAACUGUAAAUAAACUCUUAGCAAAUUUUCUCCCUGGAUCUGUAAUCGCCGAGCAACAAUCGAAGAAAGUUUCAUCUGCCGAAACCGUAUCGAAAGAGAUUUCCAAGAAGGCGAACCCCGAUGAGAUAAGACGUAUAGCACUUAAACAGAAGAAAAUACAGAAGAAAAAGAUACUAAAGUCGACCCAAGAAUCUAAAAAGUUCCAAAAGUUGGCCAAAUAUAAAUUAAUCAAGGCACAUAAGGAGGAUGGCUCAAUAACUCCAGAAGAAUCCAAGUAUUUGAAUAAGCUUGUAAAAAAGAACAUCUCCGCCAUAAAUUCACUCAGUGAAAUAGAUGAUGACGAUUUGAAACAAGAACUUGCACAAGUUAAAAGAGAUAUCUUGGAAACCACAGCUCCUAAGAAGAAGUCCAAGAAGUCGUUAUCUAAACAGAAGGAAUUCAAUGCCAAGAUCAAAAAGGGAUUCAUUUCGUACCCUGGAUUGACACCUGGUUUAGCUCCAGUGGAUUAUAAUGAUUCCGAUUCCGAAUAG
Messenger RNA from Dujonia railenensis, 570 nucleotides. The record is from the annotation of a GenBank genome assembly. NCBI's taxonomy places the organism in Eukaryota, Fungi, Ascomycota, Pichiomycetes, Serinales, Debaryomycetaceae.